Molecule: messenger RNA, 1021 nt
Organism: Dermacentor silvarum
Lineage: Eukaryota; Metazoa; Arthropoda; Arachnida; Ixodida; Ixodidae
Gene: THG
Product: probable tRNA(His) guanylyltransferase
Exons: 1
Coding region: 85-1002 (305 amino acids)
Biological process (GO): tRNA modification
Molecular function (GO): tRNA guanylyltransferase activity; magnesium ion binding
Source: RefSeq, a predicted model, not a curated record
UGCUGCUUGUGUGUGACAUGUGGUGUGUGUGCUCCCUUCUCUGGUUUGCGCGCGCAAUCGAGAGGAAUGAGUUAGAUUUGUGAUAUGUCCCAUUUUACGCGGUCAUUGCGUGUUUUAGCUCUCAGAAAGGUACGACCAUCGUCUUGCCAACGGCGUGCGUUGCUCCAAACUGACUUUCCGCCCGCCGCACCGUUCUUCAGUAGCAACGUUGGCAAAAUGGCUAAAAGUAAAUUUGAAUAUGUCCGUCAAUUCGAAGCCGAUGACAAGUGCUUGCCAAACUGCUGGAUUGUCACGCGCAUUGACGGGAAGGCCUUCCACAAGUUUUCGGACGUCCACGGCUUCGAAAAACCCAACGACAAGCGUGCCCUUGACUUGAUGACGCGCUGUGCGGAGCGCGUCAUGGAGGAGUUCGGCGAGAUCUCUAUAGCGUACGGACAGAGCGACGAGUACAGCUUUGUAUUCAAAAAGAACGCCGAGCUCUACAACCGUAGGGCAAGCAAAAUCAUGACAAACGUCUGCAGUUUGUUCACGUCUUCGUACUUGUUCUACUGGCCCUCGUUUUUCUCUAGCCCCAUCCAGUACCCGCCAUCGUUUGACGGCAGAGUUGUUUUGUACCCGAGCGACGCAAAUCUUAUGGACUAUCUAAGCUGGCGGCAGGCCGACUGCCACAUCAACAACCUCUACAACACUGUCUUCUGGGCACUCGUGCAGGAAGGGGGCCUCACUACUAGGCAGGCUGAAGAGAGGUUGCGAGGCACCGUCUCGUCGGACAAGAAUGAGAUACUUUUCCAGGAGUUUAAGACCAAUUACAACAACCUUCCAGCAUUAUAUCGCAAGGGCACCGUCGUCGUUCGCGAGGCCAUGGACGAGGAGUCGUCAGGAGACGGUUCGAAAGCAUUUAAGAACCGCAAGCAGGCGAAGGUGUACAGAAUAACGGCACUAAACGUUGAUAUAAUUCAGAAGAACUUCUGGAGCAAGUACCCCCACUUAUUGGCGGAAUAAAUUGAGUUUUUAAUACGUU